Rubroshorea leprosula is the source of this 2352-nucleotide messenger RNA. Lineage: Eukaryota; Viridiplantae; Streptophyta; Magnoliopsida; Malvales; Dipterocarpaceae. The record is from the annotation of a GenBank genome assembly.
AUUUUCUCCGGAGUCUCAAAACAAUAGCUAGCUUCCAAUCUUCUUGUUGUGAUUUGUUCUUCAUUUCUCCAAUGAAGCAACCCACCACAAUGUCAUCAUUCAGGAAUCCUUUUUCUUUCCCUGUUUUAAUGGUUUAGGUUUCGUUGCUUUUUCCCUCACCUCUCUUGACGAACACACUCUUGCGUUUGGUAGGGUCUCUAUCUCCUCUUUCAGUGCUGUAUUUUGCCCCCAUUUUCGGGCUGUCUCGCAUUUCAGGCUUUUUGCAUUUCCUUUUGGUUCCUGAGGGGAAAAAAGAUAAGAUUCUGGGGUUUCUGUUUUUCUCUCUUUUAAGACCAUAGCAAGUUGUUUUAUGAGGUUUUUUUUUAUGUGGGUUUUUGAUUUUGUACAUGGGUUUUUGCGGAUUAUGUGGUAAGAAUAUUGGGUUUGCUGUGUUCGGACUUUGUUGACUGUGGUUUAUCAGCGACGGCUCUGUAAUUUGUUCAUUUUUUUUUUUUUUUUGUGAUUAUUUGGGUCGUUUCUGGUUAAGAUUGGUUUUCUUUUAUGCGAUAUUCUGUUGAAGUCUUCAAGAAGUGGGUUUUUUGAAGAUUGAUUUUGUGGAGCUACUCUUUUGGAAAUGAAAUUAUGAACUGGAGCAAUGGCGCUGUGAUCCCUUUUAUAUUUAUGAUUUAUGUAUGCUGAGUUGAUGAACAAUGAUCGAGAGAUAAAGUGAUUCUGGAGGUUUGUUUUGGUAACUCUGGUGUUGGUUACUUCUCGAAGGAGGAAACAUGGACAGAAUGAUUCAACCUCCUUUGGUUGAUACAACAGCUUGUUUAUGUAGAGUAGAUGCUGGCCUCAAAACUGUUGCAGGUGCAAAAAGAUAUGUACCUGGUACAAGGCUUUGUCUUCAACCUAGCAUUAAACCAUCUAUUCAUCCAACAAGAAACAAGCCAUCUCGUAGUGAUAGGAGCCGUAACCAAUACCCUCUGCUUCCGGGACUUCCAGAUGAUCUUGCUAUUGCUUGCCUGAUCCGGGUGCCUAGGGCUGAGCACCGCAAGCUCCGUCUAGUAUGCAAGAGAUGGUACCGACUUUUGUCUGGAAACUUCUUUUACUCACUCCGAAAGAGCCUUGGAAUAGCAGAAGAAUGGAUAUACAUCAUUAAAAGAGAUAGAGAUGGCAAAAUUUCAUGGCAUGCCUUUGACCCCAUAUACCAGCUUUGGCAGCCACUCCCUCCUGUCCCUAAAGAAUAUUCUGAAGCCCUUGGUUUUGGUUGUGCUGUCCUUAGUGGCUGUCACCUCUACUUGUUUGGUGGCAAGGACCCAUUGAAGGGGUCAAUGAGACGGGUUAUCUUUUAUAGUGCCAGGACAAAUAAGUGGCACCGUGCCCCAGAUAUGCUGCGCCGGCGCCAUUUCUUUGGAUCAUGUGUCAUAAACAACUGUUUAUUUGUUGCUGGUGGCGAGAAUGAAGGAGUGCAUCGGUCAUUAAGAUCAGCUGAAGUUUAUGAUCCCAACAAGAAUAGAUGGUCUUUUAUUUCAGAUAUGAGCACAGCAAUGAUGCCCUUGAUUGGUGUUGUUUAUGAAGGGAAGUGGUUCUUGAAGGGACUAGGACCUCAUCGACAGGUUCUGAGUGAAGUUUACCAUCCAGAAACUGACAGCUGGGGCCCUGUAUAUGAUGGAAUGGUCACAGGCUGGAGGAACCCAAGCACUUCCUUAAAUGGGCACCUUUAUGCUUUGGAUUGCAAGGAUGGAUGUAAACUGAGGAUUUAUGACAAAGUAUCUGAUUCUUGGAGUAAGCAUAUAGACAGUAAAAUGCAUUUGGGUAGUUCUCGGGCUUUGGAGGCUGCAGCCCUUGUUCCACUGAAUGGAAAGCUCUGCAUCAUUCGGAAUAACAUGAGUAUAUCACUGGUUGAUGUUUCAAAGUCAGACCAUCUAGGGGGAGCUACUGCUGAGAACUUAUGGGAAAAUAUUGCAGGAAAGGGUCAGUUCAAGACUUUAGUGUCGAUUCUUUGGUCCAGCCUUGCUGGAAGGAGCCGGCUGAAAAGUCACAUUGUCCAUUGUCAGGUUCUUCAAGCAUGAUACCCGUAAACUUUGUCCAGUUAUAUGGUUUUUCUUUUUGGCCAAGUCCAGUUAUAUGGUUUGCUCUAUAGUUUUUAUGCUCUUUUGGUAUCUCUUAGAGCCGAUGCAGUUGGAACUUGGAAGGCAACUAGCUUUCCCUGGGUGAUCAUUUUGAUUCACACAAUACUUUUUAUCAUCGGUUCUAAUUGAAGCCAAAGGAGCAUCUCUGUAUUAUUUAGCAGUUUUUGCUCGAUUGUUAGUGUUACAAAUAUUUAUAUGAACACAGUUGUUUCUUUUUGAAAAAUAUACAACGUCCUACCUA